Messenger RNA from Vanrija pseudolonga, 348 nucleotides. It is a transcript of the gene Sf3b6, whose product is annotated as Splicing factor 3B subunit 6. Gene Ontology annotation, molecular function: RNA binding. Bases 1 to 348 code for a protein of 115 amino acids. Gene Ontology annotation, biological process: positive regulation of mRNA splicing, via spliceosome. Gene Ontology annotation, cellular component: spliceosomal complex. The record is from RefSeq and is a predicted model, not a curated record. The transcript is spliced from 3 exons. Lineage: Eukaryota; Fungi; Basidiomycota; Tremellomycetes; Trichosporonales; Trichosporonaceae.
AUGUCCCAAGCACCCAAGGACCCCUUGACGGCAAGGACGUUGUUCAACUUCAACAUCACGGGCGCAGACCUGUACGACCUGUUUGGAAAGUACGGCCCAAUCCGGCAGGUCCGAAUGGGUAACUCGACCGAGCUCAAGACCAAGGGCACGGCGUAUGUGGUGUACGAGAGCCCAGACGACGCAAAGGAGGCGAUCAACCACUUGAAUGGUUUCCACUUGAUGGAGCGGUACAUUGUUGUCCUCUACCACCAGCCAUCCAAGCAGCAGUCUUCGGCCGUCGCCAAGGCCGAGAUCCGCGCACGAGAACACGAGCUGGCGGCGGAGAAGAGGCGGCUGGGUAUGGACUAG